Gongylonema pulchrum is the source of this 1008-nucleotide messenger RNA. The record is from the annotation of a GenBank genome assembly. Lineage: Eukaryota; Metazoa; Nematoda; Chromadorea; Rhabditida; Gongylonematidae.
GCGGACAUAGCGGUUUCGCGCACCGCAACAGCAAAAGAGCGCAGUGAACAAGCAGAAUACGUGGCGUUGCAAGCUCGCGAAGACGCCGAUACAGCCAGGAUAUGCGCGAAACAGUUUGCUCCAGAAUUCAAGCAGCCUGGUACCGAAGUUCUUCGCAUGCAUAUGAAACAACAGUAUAGCGGCGGGACAGCCAGCACGGCGAAUCACGUUUCAUUUGAUUCACCUCCUGCCUCAAAGGGAUCGCACGAAUCGCGGGAUCUCUCGGAUGAAGUGGUCAUCCUGAAUGCUCCCUCACUGCCGGGCAGUACGCCGGCCGGUAGCUAUCCAAUGCAGAACCCCGCUGUUGCUGGCAAUCUGUAUCAGCAGUACGGUAGUUCGGUUCCUCCCCAGCUUAUGGCCAAUCCGGAGACUGCAUAUCGACAGCAGCAACAACAACAGCAGCCGGUGAAUGCUGGUGAUUACCAGGGUGCUUCCGGGUACCAAGUUGCCAAUCCUUCUUUAGCCUACUCGCAGCAGCAGCUACAAGGUGUCACUGCAGCUACAGGUUAUCCGGGUCCGCAGCAGUCAGCCUUAGGUCCUAAUUAUUACCAGGCAUUACCGUCCGUUUCUUCGUCCUACAAUCAAGCUACAGGUUACACAACCGGUGCUCCGCUCCCAGCUUCAGGGCCCAAUCUUCCGGUGAUUCAAGCCUCAUCCUCGUCUUAUCUUCCAAAUGCAGUGCCUCACAGCGCCGGUGUUCCACAUCAAUACCAUCAGCAACAGCAUCACCAUCACCAUUUGCUUGCCUCACACUACCCGGUCCCGGGAACAACAACGGUGAGUGAUCGGCAAGCCGUUAUUAUCCAUCCUGAACCGUCAUCUCUGCAAGAUCAGCAGCCCAGCGGCGCAUCUGCUAUUCCCAGUGAUCAGCAGCAGUACUUCGCCGACUCGUACGAAUCACCGCAAAGCACCGCUUCCAGAAAUCUGCUUCAGGUAGUCAGUUGUUGCUGUAAGCGCUUUUUUUACUAA